AGAGUCUCAUAUGCAUAUACAUGAUUAUGAAAGAGUCUCUUCGCUGAUAUAAUUUAGGCCUGCAACAACAAAAACGCGCACAUUCGUUGAUCACCGGUUGAGAGCAUUCCCAUGCCAGCUCGCUCUGUCACAUUGAACGCUCGGUUAAUUCUGUUUUUAGAAGGAAUAGAUCACUAUCGACGAGAUAUACUCACUAACAUAAUAUUUAUUGUGCUCAGGAAGAAAGUUCUUUUAGUUGUGAAAUAAAAGUCAUUUUCCCAAAAUAUCCUAUUUUUUCUUGUUCAGUUUAAUACUCAUGGAGAAACACGAAGUUGUUCCCGAUAUCAUUGACGUCGUGCCCGAGCACGUCGCCGAAAUCGCCUGGUCUGAUGACGUCAUGACAAACAUGGGCAACGAGCUGACUCCUACACAGGUGAAGUUACCACCGACAAAUAUCUCCUGGCCCUCAGAGCCUAAUGCUCUCUACACCUUGGUGUUGAUCGACCCUGAUGCUCCUUCUAGAAAGGAUAGAUCAGUGGGAGAGGUCCUCCAUUGGUUGGUCAUCAACAUACCCGGAUGUCAGGUCAACCAAGGUCAAGUUCACGCCGAGCAUAUCGGCUCAGGACCCCGUGAAGGAUCAGGUCUCCAUCGGUAUAUAUUUCUGGUCUACCGGCAACCUGGUCACAUGACCCCACCCUCGGGGGAGGAUGCCUACAGACCCCGCAACAGCGAGCGGCGAAUCAGAUGGAAUGCCAGGCGUUUCGCAUCGGAACAUGAUCUCGGCAAACCGGUGGCUGCCAACUUCUACGUCGCCCAGUACGACGAUUAUGUGCCCACAUUUUACAAAGAACUGCACGCCAAUGAUCCCCAGUAGCUGGGGACACAGCUAGUGCACCUGCCCACUUUUUUAAGUACCCCAAAAGUGCCCGUUUAACUACUAUCACCAUGAUGAAGUCAUUUUUUUAUAUCAUCAUCCCUUUUUAUGUAUCAACAUCAUCAUAUACUCACUUUCACAAUUUCCUUGACAGAAAGCAACACAUGGGAGACAAUUCAUUUUCAUUGAUGAUAUUUAAACUUAUUUCUCAUGCUUAAAAUCUUUAAUACCUCACACACAAGAGUUAAUAAAAACCAAUAUAAUCGUUUGCCAGUAUCAAAAUAUUCGCAAUGUAUCUUGAUUUGUCAAUAGAUAUGCUUUAUUACCUGUACAUUCGUAAGCAUAACAAAUAGCUGUAAUAAAUACUGAUCAAAGACUUCAUUGGAA
Messenger RNA from Strongylocentrotus purpuratus (purple sea urchin), 1240 nucleotides. Its product is annotated as protein D3. The record is from RefSeq and is a predicted model, not a curated record. NCBI's taxonomy places the organism in Eukaryota, Metazoa, Echinodermata, Echinoidea, Camarodonta, Strongylocentrotidae. The transcript has 3 exons. Bases 296 to 853 code for a protein of 185 amino acids.